This is a messenger RNA of Pleuronectes platessa (European plaice), 702 nucleotides long. It is a transcript of the gene vsnl1b, whose product is annotated as visinin-like 1b. Bases 127 to 702 code for a protein of 191 amino acids. The transcript is spliced from 4 exons. Gene Ontology annotation, molecular function: calcium ion binding. The record is from RefSeq and is a predicted model, not a curated record. Lineage: Eukaryota; Metazoa; Chordata; Actinopteri; Pleuronectiformes; Pleuronectidae.
UCCCCCGUUUGGGCGAACGUCUCCAUCGGAAGGGGGGGUUUUCUGUACUUUGCAGAAGCCAGAGCAGAUUUAUCCCGAUAGAGAAGCACCAGAUAUAGGCUGUGGGAAAAAAAACACACAGGAACCAUGGGAAAGCAGAACAGCAAGCUGACUCCAGAGGUGAUGGAGGAUCUGGUGAAGAACACAGAGUUUAAUGAACAUGAGCUGAAGCAGUGGUACAAAGGCUUCCUGAAAGACUGCCCCACUGGCAGGCUGAAUCUGGAGGAGUUCCAGCAGCUUUAUGUCAAGUUCUUCCCUUAUGGCGAUGCAUCCAAAUUUGCAGAACACGCCUUCAGAACCUUUGACAAAAACGGAGACGGGACCAUUGAUUUCCGAGAGUUCAUCUGCGCCCUGUCCAUCACAUCCCGUGGCAGCUUUGAGCAGAAACUCAACUGGGCCUUCAACAUGUACGACCUGGACGGCGACGGAAAAAUCACCAGAGUGGAGAUGCUGGAGAUAAUCGAGGCCAUCUACAAAAUGGUGGGCACUGUGAUCAUGAUGAAGAUGAACGAGGACGGUUUGACACCACAGCAGAGGGUGGACAAGAUCUUCAGCAAAAUGGAUAAGAACAACGACGACCAGAUCUCGUUGGAUGAGUUCAAGGAGGCGGCGAAGAGCGACCCGUCCAUUGUGCUCCUGUUGCAGUGUGACAUGCAGAAGUGA